AUGAUUGUGAAUGACAUAAAUGGACUGCGAGAAAAUAUUGAAGAGGGCAUGCUGGAAUUCAAAGCGGUCACAGAUGACACAUGGUCAAAUCUGAUGGAGGAGCAAUUGCUCAUGUCUUCAAUACUUAAGCCGCGUCGAAGUAUUUCGGACUUAUUCGUCAGAAGAAAGAGGAACAUGGACGGAUGUGAAUGCGCAAAGAGGGCAGAAAAUUGUCCGCCUGGACCUCCUGGACCACAAGGUCCUCAAGGACAACCUGGAAGAGACGGAUUGAAUGGAACUGAUGGCCGAGACGGACCUUCAGGUGGUAGAUUCCUCUUUGACUCUGGCACAGACUCUGGUUGUAUAAAGUGCCCCAAAGGUCCACCAGGUCUUCCUGGCCGUCAAGGUCCACAAGGGCCUCCUGGAAUACCUGGAAAUCACGGCAUGCGUGGCCCUCCCGGUGACAACGGCGUACCUGGAAAGGAGGGACAAGAAGGAGAAAAAGGACCGACGGGACAUCGUGGACAUCCAGGUCCUCCAGGAGUGGUCGGAAAACAAGGCAUAAUGUAUCUGCCUGGCGAACGUGGUCCGAAGGGCGAGCAAGGUCCAAGAGGACCCACUGGAGAACCUGGGGCACCGGGAUUCCCUGGUGAGGAGGGUAAACGUGGAGCUGCGGGCUCUCCUGGUUUACCUGGUCGGCCAGGAAGAAGAGGACAGGAUGGAAAACCAGGAGAAAAUGGUAGAGACGGACAGGAUGGAGUGGAUGCUCGUUAUUGCAAAUGUCCACCGAAGACUAUUCAUCCUUGA
Messenger RNA from Cylicocyclus nassatus, 786 nucleotides. The record is from the annotation of a GenBank genome assembly. Lineage: Eukaryota; Metazoa; Nematoda; Chromadorea; Rhabditida; Strongylidae.